This is a messenger RNA of Dothidotthia symphoricarpi CBS 119687, 1371 nucleotides long. RefSeq lists its product as uncharacterized. The record is from RefSeq and is a predicted model, not a curated record. Lineage: Eukaryota; Fungi; Ascomycota; Dothideomycetes; Pleosporales; Dothidotthiaceae. The transcript has 3 exons. The coding region runs from base 1 to 1371 and encodes 456 amino acids.
AUGGUCUAUCCGAUUUCCUACCGUCGCCCUGCGCAGGUUGCUCGCGCUGCAUCGCAUGAGUCCCUCUCUGGCGACCGCAAGCAACAAUCGAUACGCGAGUCUGUUCACUCAGGUAGUAGUGGGAUGUCUCACGGGAUCCCCGAGGCGCUGUCCUUCGACCGCAUCAUCGCGGGGGGUGUUUGCCCACCAUGCACAGUGCGAGACUUUAUGAAUUUCCUCAAGUACAUCGAGCUGUCUGCCGAGAAUCUGCAGUUCUUCCUCUGGUUCCGCGACUACAGCAAGCGCUUUGACCUGCUGCCUGCGGCGGAGAAGAGCCUCUCGCCUGAGUGGACGGGCGAGAAGAGUGGUGGUGAGAAGCCGGCGGCUAGGACGAGCAAUCCGGAUGUAGCGGCCAUUCUCAAGGGGACGGAUUUUGCGAGUGAGACGAAUCUGGCUGAGCAGGAGAAGGUCGAGGGCGAUCCGUUUUAUACGCCACCGCACACGCCGGCUAGGAGCAGCGAGGCGAACCGCGAUACGGGGGCGUCGUUCGAUACGUAUCAAGACAGCAUGCAGACUGGCGGUAAGGUGGACCAUGUUAAACGUGCUUCGGGAGCGUUUGAGAGUGCUGGCCUCAAGUGGAAGCCCUGUGAGUUUUCUCCGAGAUCUAUAACUGUCCAACCAUAUCGGGAGGAAGUCAACCGUGUCAUCUCCAUCUACAUCGCGGAUGGGGGAGCUCGCCAGUUGAAUCUCUCGUCCAAGGAGCGUGUUGCGCUGCUCCACGCACUGCAGAACACAACACAUCCAUCUGCGUUCAACGACAUCGUCACGACAGUCGAGUGGUCGCUGCGCUGCCAGGCGCAUCCCAACUUCAUCCGCUGGACCAUCUGCAACGGCAAUCGUCCUCGGGUCAUCUUCGCCCGUGGUCUGGGAAUUGGCGGCAUCACCGUUGGCUUCCUCAUCGCCAUCCUGCUCACGCUCAGCUCUGCAAGCCGCGCCUGGCGCGUAAUCUCCCUCAUCGGCUUCCUCAUCGGCAUCUCGACACUCAUCGCGGCGUGGAAGGGCAUGUGCGUUGUCCUGCACGGCAUGCACCACCGACAUCUCCGUCCGUGGGAGCUAUUCACCUCCGACGAGGAGCUGAAGGGGUACGAGGAUUCCAUGGGCAGUCUGACGUCGCAUGCAUCGAGCAACUCAUGGGAAGACGAGCCGUGGGUGGCGCGGUACGAGAAGCGCAAUGUGGUGAGGAAGAUUUUCGACCGCGAGGUGUGGAUUCAAGAGCCCGCUCUCCGCCAGAUCCAGGACACCAUUUUCCUGCAGGCGAUCCUCGGCGCGCUUGUGAUGUCGGGGGUUGUGGUUGGUGUUUUCUGUGCGAUUCCGAGGGGAAAUUACUUUUGA